ACAGAUAUGUCCGAUACAUGGCCGCCUAAUCUCGCUCAUUUUACAUUUAUUUACAACAUUAUAUAUCAUCUCAUCUAAAAUUCGGGGUCUCUGUUUUGAAGAUCCGAUAAGGGUUUUGCAACAUCCAAUUCCAAAAUCAUCAUCACAUCACAAGAAUAAACAAGAAAAAAAAGGGUGGCUGAUCGGGAAGAAAUGCAAUCGCGAAUUAGAUUACUCACUAACCUCGCCUCUAAAUCUUUUGAUUCUUCUAGGGUUCUUGUUUCCUCUCCUUCUCAUUUCUCGACAAAAAGUUAUGGUUCCUUGAGAGAAUUACCGGUUUCAUGCAAUCGUACUGGAAUAACCUCAGUAGCAUCAGCCUACAAAGAGUCCAGGCCAAGCUUAUUGAUGGGGGGCCAACUGGUACCCCGUUUGAUUAGUAGGGGAGUUACUACAUUGGAUGAUUCACUCAAAUCUGAUCAACAAGAGGCUUCUGCUGCUACUGAGGUUCCAUCUCGCAUUAAAUUCAAGAGGCUCGAUAAAACUGCCAGACACAUUAUGCAGAUACUGGAUAAAGAAGCAGUGCAGGAAGUCCGGUCACAAAGAGAGAUACCUGAUAUAAGGCCAGGUUAUAUAAUCCAGAUGAGAUUGGAAACACCUGAAAACAAAAGACGUGUGUCAACAGUAAAAGGAAUAGUCAUAGCGAGACGCAAUGCAGGUCUAAAUUCAACAAUCAGAAUAAGAAGACUUGUUGCAGGAGUUGGGGUUGAGUCGCUACUACCACUGUACUCACCAAACAUCAAAGAGAUAAAGAUUUUGGACAAGAAGAAAGUGAGGAGGGCGAAGCUUUACUAUCUCAGGGACAAGAUGAACGCACUCCGGAAAUAGAAACCUCCAGUUUGCUAGCAUUGAAAGUGAGGGGCAUGCCCUGGUGGGUGAGUUCAGUUGGGUUGCUGUGCAGCAACCAUUAUUUUUGCUUACUGAAUUAUAGAUUCUUAAGUUUAAUAUUUAUGUUCUUGCUUUAAGAAUGUUAAAACCAAUCAUUUAGUUAAUAAUUGCAACUAUUUUGUGUUGUAGGCUUUUGACUAA
This is a messenger RNA of Erigeron canadensis, 1065 nucleotides long. Its product is annotated as 50S ribosomal protein L19, chloroplastic-like. Bases 193 to 864 code for a protein of 223 amino acids. NCBI's taxonomy places the organism in Eukaryota, Viridiplantae, Streptophyta, Magnoliopsida, Asterales, Asteraceae. Gene Ontology annotation, cellular component: ribosome. The record is from RefSeq and is a predicted model, not a curated record. Gene Ontology annotation, biological process: translation. Gene Ontology annotation, molecular function: structural constituent of ribosome. The transcript has 5 exons.